AUGGAGCUGCUGGACGCCAUCGAGGAGCUGGAGCGACCGGCGGACGCGCGCGCAGCUCGCCCCUCGGACCGCGCGCCAGCCCCGGACUUUGUGGAGCGUCAAGUGCUGUUCGUCCAGCAGAAGCUGCGCGACCUGUGGCGCCGGAAGCGCGGCGGCGGCGGCGCCGAUAUCCCCAGCGUCCCGUUCUAUUGGGUCUUCUCCAAGCUGCUCCGCCUCAUCGAGGAGUAUCCGGACGGACUCACGGAGGCCGUCGUGGUCACGGAACUAGCCAAGUUACUCAAGCAGAAGGAGGCUGGAGAUGCCGAGCAGGGGGUAGGGAACCAGAGCAAAAAGAGGAAAAUCCGAGAUGAAGAGGGCAUGGGCGAGUUGCUGGCGGAAGGCGAGCAGGAGGCGCUGCAGGCCAAAGUCACGGGCUAUGGGAACCACAGACUCAGUAUCGAGAUGGACAACGCGAAGGACGUCACGGCUCACAUGUAUCUGCAUCAGAGGUUUCGGACGUGCGUGGAUUAUUUGCAUCGACAUCUGCAGUAUGAAUCGACCACGUUUCCGUUUCAGAAUGGGAGGGAGGUGGUGUUUACAAAUGCGAAGCUGCUGGAGAGAAAGGAGAUCGAUACAGCGGGCGGCAGCAGCAGGGCCAGGUUUACGUUAUUGCCGACUGGGUUUUUGACGGCUCGGCUGGAUGAACAGCAACCGCUGGAUAGGAGGUUGCUGGCUGACUCGAUCAAUUUGAGUCGAGUGGAUCAGUUGGUCGGUGGAGCUCGAGACCCUGCCGUGAUCCAGCAGUUGAUGUUAAAAGCGAAGGUGCUAGAUAUUGGCGCGAUCCGACCGUGCCAGACACCGCUGUACGUCCAUCGCCAAGUGAUUUUAUUGGGGGAGAUUGAUCAGACCAACUUCCGGACCCCCGCGGGAGCAACACCGAACACGCAGCGUACGGUGAUGCAAGGCCUGCACUUGAUGGUUCUAUGGGACGACCAAGUGGUGCUCAGUCGACUCUUUCGUGUUGGAGAUACACUGUCCAUAUUUCACCCGUUCGUGCACGUAUGCGACCAACAUGACGCCGAGAUUCAGCAUAUUUUGAACGAGUACUCGUCGCAGCAGCGGUUAUGGUACUACUUCGAGUACGGCUGCGCUACCGUCCUGUUUUGCAAGCCGUGCCGACGACCUUUAUCCAGGCUGGAAGAUAUCAAGGCCGGUUGGCACAAUUUCUCGUUGUAUGCCCACGUACGAAGUAUCAAGGUUUCACACGGCAUUCCGCUGCUUGCAGCUUUCUUCUACGCGUACUACGAUCCGAAGACCAACCAGCCGGGGACUGCGAAUGCGAAGCUCCAGGCUCCACCGCCGCUGUAUCGUACAAUUGUGUCGAAGUAUUAUCUGGUCGUGAUGUUGCAAGUAUACAUCGCGUCAUCCAAGACGUUGCUGACGAUCGAGGUGACGGGCGAGAACGCGUUGGCAGCGUUGCGACUUCUUCCCGGACAGAGCCCCGUGGACGCGUUCGCCGCCGCGCACCACCUACUUGCCGCACUGCAACAGAGACUGUAG
Messenger RNA from Phytophthora sojae, 1539 nucleotides. RefSeq lists its product as hypothetical. Bases 1 to 1539 code for a protein of 512 amino acids. Lineage: Eukaryota; Oomycota; Peronosporomycetes; Peronosporales; Peronosporaceae. The record is from RefSeq and is a predicted model, not a curated record. The transcript has 5 exons.